Anthonomus grandis grandis is the source of this 2990-nucleotide messenger RNA. Its product is annotated as major royal jelly protein 1-like. Lineage: Eukaryota; Metazoa; Arthropoda; Insecta; Coleoptera; Curculionidae. The transcript has 7 exons. Gene Ontology annotation, cellular component: extracellular region. Bases 2064 to 2957 code for a protein of 297 amino acids. The record is from RefSeq and is a predicted model, not a curated record.
GUCUACCCAACCUGGCAGAAAAUACACAAGUCCUGAGAGAGCUAACAUUAAAAAAAGCAGUUUUCAAUUGGACAGCAGAACAUGAAGCAGCAUUUAAUUUGUUACGAAAACAACUGUGUGAAGCAAUACAACUAGUCUACUUUGACAUAAACAAGACAACACAUUUACACGUUGAUGCCGGACCAAAUGGAAUUGGAGCGAUUCUUACACAACAGGACCAAGACAACAAAAUGCAUACUGUGGCCUAUGCAAGCACAACACUAACACCAAUCCAAAGGAGGUAUAGUCAAUUUGAAAAUAAAACUUUAGCUUGUACUUGGUCAACUCAACAUUUUCAUAAUUAUUUGUAUGAUUCAGAAUUUGUGUUGCAUUGUGAUAACUUACCAUUGGUUCGAAUUCUUCAAAAUUCUAAAUUAGCACCCAACGCACGAGUAGAACGGCUACUGCUUAGAAUACAACCCUAUACUUUUAAGAUUUUGCAUCAAAAAGGAGAGUCUAACCCUUCAGACUACCUCUUAAGACAUCCCUUAAAAGUUGAUGACACCAAACAAGACAAAGUUGAAGAAUAUGUACAUGUUUGCGUCAACUAUGUCCUACCCUAUGACCCUAAAAGAAGUCCAAGAUGCAUCCAAAAAUGACCCAACUAUACAAGGUCUUCGAGAAGCUCUAUCAAGGAAGAAUUAGGAAAUUAAUGAUGAAGUUUUUGGAAAUUACCUUAGGGAGUUAAAUUUGUUAAACUUAAAGAUGAACUUUCUUUUAGCAACGAUAUAUGUACUACAGAACCGAGCAGUUGAACUUGUACAUAAAGGUCAUCAAGAAAUCACGAAAACAAAACAACUCUUAAAGACAAAAGUCUGGUACCCCAACUUAGAUAUCACAAUAGAAUCGUUUGUAAAAACAUGUAUACCCUAUCAAGCUGUAACAAAAUCUUCUUGCAGAAACCCAAUAAUUUCAACCCCCUACCUUCAAACCCCUACAGAUUAUCCCUUUCAAUGCGUCGAUGUGACUACGCAGGUCCUUUUCCCAACAAUAAAUAUGUAUUUCUGAAGGUGGAUGAAUACUCCAGGUUCCCAAUUAUUGAAGUCGUAAAUUCUACAAGUUUUUCCCAGUUAAAACCAAUUCUUGAAAGCAUAUUUUCUACCUUUGGUUUUCCUGCGACGAUUAAGUCUGAUAAUGGUCCACCCUUCAACAGCCAUGAAUUGUCAUGUAAUUUUUCAAGUGGCAUGGCAGAAAGAUUGGUCAAGACAACAAAAAAGUUACUAUUAUUUUUACUGAUUUGGAAACAGGCAUUUCAAAUCCAAACUUCAAGAAUUUUUGAUCAACUGUAGGAGCACUCCACAGUUUACCACUGAAGUUUCACCCUUUGAGUCCAUAUUCCACAGAAAAAUGAACAACUUUCUACCAGCAGCUGAACAACAACCCAAAAGUGAUACAGCAAUAAGACCCAAUGAUAAGAAGAACAAGAGGAGGCAGAAAGUAUAUGCAGACCAGAAACGAAGAAUUAAAUCUCAUACAUUUCAACCAGGCGACUUAGUUUUAUGUAAACAAAUAGUUUAACCUUCUAUUUUGACGCAAAACCUUAUGAAAUUAUAAAAAUUAGUGGCAACGCAAUUUCAGCUGAACGACAAGGAAUGUUAUUGAAUGACAAGAAAUUUAUCGUUUUUCAAAAGGUUCUUUCAAGCUGUAUUUCCACCACAAAAUUCGAGUCGUUCCAGUAGUUCAUCACCACCAGUCAGGCUCCAACUAGAUGUCAGCAACAGGAAGUUGAUACAAUUACAAAUUUGUGAAGAUCAGAGAGUGGUUGACUUAUUACCACCAAGCCCCAUCAGCUUGGAAACUGAUGAUGUUGUGAAUUCUCCAAACAACCACUUCACCAACAGCGAUUGAUUGAAGAUGGCUUGUCCUAAAGAGUAAAGACAAAACAAGACAGAUAUUUUAUAACAGUUCCGAGAAGAGAACGUACCGGAACGCCUGCCACUUUAGGAGUAAUUAAUACCAAAGAGCCUAGUCGUCUUAAAACACAUGUAAUCGACCCUUAUCCGGCAUGGUCUUGGCAUGUUGACAUGGAAAAGUGUAAUUACCAUAGGAUUGUUAAUGCUUAUACGGUUUGGGCAGACGAAUGUAACAGACUUUGGGUAAUAGAUAACGCCAACAUAAAUAACGACUUCAUUUGUCCCCCUCAAAUUUUAGCUUUUGACCUAGAAUCGGAUACCCUGUUAUACAAAUAUGAGCUACCUUAUGAUCAAUAUCAUAAUAAUAACAAAUACCAAAACGUUUCAUAUUAUUCAACGCCAAUCGCAGAAGUCGAAAGUAUGGAGGAUAAUUGUAUGAAAACUUGGCUGUAUGUGGCUGAUCCUGAGGGGCCGAGAUUACUCGUAUAUAAUUUGGAAAAGAACAUUUCCUGGACGAUCCAGGAUCAGAGUUUCCAUCCGGAUCCUAAUUAUGAAUAUUAUACUGUAGGAGGUGUCAGUUUUCAUUUGGAGGAUGGAAUCUUAUCUUUAGCUCUCAGCCCUAAAACCGACCCUCCCGGAGAGAGAAAACUCUUUUACCAUGCAAUGUCAAACGUACGAGAAUCAUGGGUGUAUUUAAGGCAUUUAAAAAAUCCAGACAAUUUUAAGGAGCCUUAUGGGUCUUCCCAGUUGUUUUACACUUAUCCUACCACAAGGGAUCAGCAAAGUCCAGUGGAAGCAAUUGAUUCCAAGGGAAUAGUAUAUUUCGCGCUAUUGACUGAUGUGCUCAUAGUUAAAUGGGAUCCAACAACACCAUAUUCGAAGGAAAAUUUUAUAGUAAUUGCUGACAAUAAAACUACUAUGCAGUUUCCUACUAGUAUGAAGGUAAUACAAAAUGUACGAGAUGGGUCGGAGUAUCUAUUUGUGUUCCCCACAGCCUUCCAAAAAUUUUCAGAGCCCGUGGACCAAGAUAAAGUUAAUGUUUGCUUAUUCCGCGCUAAAUUGUAAUUUUUGUUAUUAAAUAAAGUGAACUUGACGUGA